Messenger RNA from Plodia interpunctella (Indianmeal moth), 4368 nucleotides. RefSeq lists its product as uncharacterized. The transcript has a single exon. The coding region runs from base 215 to 4252 and encodes 1345 amino acids. Lineage: Eukaryota; Metazoa; Arthropoda; Insecta; Lepidoptera; Pyralidae. Gene Ontology annotation, biological process: DNA integration. The record is from RefSeq and is a predicted model, not a curated record. Gene Ontology annotation, molecular function: nucleic acid binding.
GGUAUUAAUAUUUGUAAUGUGUCAACACUGAUCCGGAAACGGAAAUAAACGGUUAUGACUCCAGCCGGCGUUUCAUUACGUAGCACUGGCGACGAGGUGCAUUAGAAAAAUUGUUAAUAAAACUAUCCUGCGCGUGUUUCGGUCAAAAUAUUCCAUAGUUGUGUUCCUUAUAGUGAAAUACUAAUAAUUAAGUGUUUUCUCGCAAUCAAUCGCGAUGCCAAUAGGUAAAAUCGAGCCGUUUAAUCUCAACGCCAAACAAUGGCCGGCGUACGUGCGACGCGUAAACCAAUUCAUGUUGUUAAAUGAAAUUAAAACGGAAUUGAAAGUGUCUACCCUAAUAACAGUAGUCGGCGAGGAAACUUAUAACCUUAUGUGCGAUCUUUGUGCCCCAAAACAUCCUGAGGAAAAAACGUACGAAGAAUUGGUAGAAUUAGUCCGAGCUCACCUCGAACCACAACGCUCGGAAAUAGCCGAACGCCAUAUUUUUCGUCAAAGACGACAAAAAGCGGGAGAAUCGUUAACGGAAUAUCUUCAGGCCCUCAAACAUCUCGCAGUGACCUGCAAUUUCGGCACACGUCUUGAGGAAGAUUUGCGAGACCAAUUUGUGUCGGGACUCGCGAGUGAGUUGAUGAGAUCUAGAAUCUUCACUGAAAAAGCAAUUGACUAUCGGAAGGCGGUGGAGCUAGCUCUGGCUCUAGAGGCAGCAGAACGACACGCCGAGGCGAGUGGGGUGUCGAGACAGGCUGCGACUGGGAGCACUGAUAAUGGUGGUGGCGCGGCUACUGAAGGCCUACAUGCGGUGCGCGCCCGGCGCGGCGGCGGCGCCGGCGCGGGCGGUGCGAGAGGCCCGCCACAGGACGCGGCCGGAAGGGGCGCGCGUGGCUAUGUCCGAGAUGGCGCGGAGUGCUGGCGGUGUGGCAAAGGUCACGCAGCAAAUAGGUGCCGAUUCGCAAAUUACAAUUGUGAUAACUGUAAUCAGCGCGGUCAUUUACGUGUGAUGUGCGUAAAAGUGCGCGAUCGUUUGCAAAGAAGUGAGUUUCGUCAAAAUUUUGUGGAGGAGUGUUCGGAAGAGGAUGCUUUUUUCAAUUUGGUGGUAUCGUCGAGUCAAGGUAACGAUCCUUAUUUUAUUAACAUUAAAGUGAAUUCCGAAAUCCUAAAAUGCGAGAUAGACACGGGCAGUCGUAUUUCAGCGAUAAAUUCUGAUGUUUACGAGCUGAUGUUUAAGGACAGUAAAUUACUCUCCGAUAAUUUAAUAUUACGAAGUUAUUCGGGCUCAAGAAUUGAACCUCUUGUAUACAUUCUAGUAAAUAUACAAUUUAAAUCGGUAUCCGCUAAUAACGUCCGUUUAUAUGUGAUUAAAGGGGGUGGAUUGCCUUUACUUGGGCGCGAUUGGUUAAAAUUUUUAAAAAUAACUCAAAUCAAUAUGAAUAAACUAAUCGAAGAGGAUCAGUUAGUGAGUCAGUUAUGUAAGGAAUAUCCACAGGUUUUCACUGAUAAAUUAGGUACGUGUAAAAAAACAUUACGAUUGCAGCUCGUGGAUUGUAACGGUGUGUACGUGCGUGCGCGGCCCGUGCCGCUGGCGCUACGUGAGCGCGUCGAGCGCGAGCUGGAGCGCUUGCAGCGAGAUGGUUCCAUCUACCGGGUGGACCACUCGGAUUUUGGUACACCUAUUGUAGCCGUUGUCAAAAGUAACGGCGAAUUGAGAAUUUGUGGGGACUAUAAAGUAACGAUCAACCCGAUAUUAAAGCGGGAUCAUUACCCACUUCCACGAAUCGAGGAACUGUUCGCAAAAUUAUGUAAUGGGGAUGAAUUUACAAAAAUUGACCUUCGGCAUGCUUACGAACAGAUAUUGCUAGAACCUGAUUCACAAAAGUUUACGACGAUCACAACGCAUGUUGGGACGUUCGCUUAUCGCCGUACGCCCUACGGUUUAUCUUGCGUACCGGAACAGUUUCAGAAAAUUAUGGAGGAGACAUUACAUGGCAUCCCAGGAACAGUAGUGUUCUUGGACGAUAUAUGUAUCACAGGUGGGGAUAGGCACGCACACAUGCGUAAUUUACGAGCUGCGCUUGAUCGAUUACGUCUAAUGGGUCUUACGGUUAAAUUAGAAAAAUGUUCGUUUUUAACCAAAAGUGUCAAAUACUUAGGCUUUAUAAUAGAUAAAAAUGGGUUACAUCCCGAUCCAGACAAACUUGACGCUAUUUCUAGGAUACCCACUCCCACGGAUGUCACGCAAUUAAAAAGCUUUUUGGGUCUACUAAAUUAUUACGGUAAAUUCAUACCAAACUUAAGUUCGUUGUUACACCCGCUACAUAAUCUUUUAAAAAAGGACACCCCGUGGGACUGGAAUUCACAAUGUAUUAAAGCGUUUGAAAAGGCAAAAACAUGUUUGUUAAGUGAUAAAGUGUUAGCUCAUUACGAGGAGGGUCGGCCGCUUGUGUUGUCAGUGGACAGCAGCGCAUACGGCGUCGGUGCGGUCCUGGCGCACUCAUAUCCUGACGGCGGUGAACGACCGGUCAGCUGUGCUUCACGCACCCUAAAUGAGGCCGAACGCAACUAUAGUCAGUUAGAUAAAGAAGCUUUAGCGAUUUAUUAUGGCGUUUUAAAACAUCAUCAAUAUUUAUUUGGAAGACGAUUCACAUUGCGUUCGGAUCAUAAACCCCUCACUUAUAUCUUUGGAGACAAAAAGGGUAUCCCUCAGACGGCGGCUAGUCGGUUACAGCGUUGGGCCGCGAGACUCGCCGCUUACGACUUCGACAUACAAUUCGUACGAUCGGCGGACAACGGUCCGGCCGAUACUUUGUCGCGACUACCACUGUCGCACGAGCGACUCGAUACUCCUCAGGUGGAUUAUUUAAAUUUUGUACAGGAAACUGUACCUAUAGAUUUCAUUGAUGUUUCUAAGGAAACUCGAAAAGACACACUUCUUUCUAAAGUGUUAGGUUAUAUUAUGUUUGGUUGGCCGUCAUCGCCUACUAGUGAAGAAGAAAAAAUAUUUUUUGCGCGUAGGCAGGACUUAUUCACAGAUCGUGGAUGUAUAAUAUAUAAAUAUCGUGUUGUUAUUCCCUAUUCGUUGCAAUCUGACGUUCUGAAAGAAAUUCAUAGUGGUCACCUAGGAAUGAAUAAAAUGAAAAACAUUGCUCGCAACUAUGUUUACUGGCCCAACAUUGAUAAGGACAUAGAGGAGAUGUGUCGUGCCUGCGAGGCGUGUCGCACCGUGCGCGACGCGCCCGCGCAUGCUCCUCUUCACCCGUGGGAGUAUCCUCUGCAUCCCUGGCAGAGAAUACAUAUAGAUUUUUUUGAUUGUGCUGGUAAACGUUUUUUGAUCGUAGUUGAUGCUCAUUCAAAGUGGAUCGAGACCGUUGCAAUGAAUGAGACUUCGGCUGGUACAACAAUAAGGGCACUGAGAUCUAUUUUUGCUAGAUUUGGUAUUCCAUCACAAUUAGUAUCCGAUAACGGCCCACCAUUUUUUUCAGCCGAGUUUAAAGAAUAUUGUGUAACGAAUAAAAUAAGACAUUCUACAUCGGCUCCAUAUAGACCCCAAGGUAACGGCGAGGCGGAGAAUGCAGUCAAAACCGUUAAAAAGGCGAUAAAGCGGGCAAUCUUUGAAAAAAAAGAAAUUUUAACGGCCCUUUAUAGAUUUCUUUUUCAAUACCGGAAUUGCGAACAUGCUACUACGGGUGUCUCUCCCGCGGUGGCGAUGUUCGGACGUCGGCUCCGUGGCCGGCUGGACGCGUUGCGGCCGGACACCGCCACCGUGGUGGCCGCUGCGCAAGACAAACAGAUCGUAACUGCCGGUGGACAGCAUUCUAGUUUCUCGCCCGGGGAACCUGUACUAGCACGUGAUUAUUCUAAAGCUGGAAAUAAAUGGGCGAAGGGGCAUGUUUCUGAAGUGACAGGACCGAUCUCUUACAAAGUAAAACUGGGGGAUGGUACCGAAUGGCGCAGACAUCACGACCAAAUAAUACCUCUUACAAAUAAAAAUAGAUACUCUUUGUCGCGAGCUAGUUCAGUACUCCCGUCAGAGGAGGAGGCUGAGGGGUCUGAGAAUAACGUGGGACGCUCAGAGAUUAUGUCAGAGGGAACCGGUAGUGGAGAGAGUUCCGCUCAGGAAAAAAGUAACUCUGAAGACGUAUUUGAAGACGCAGUGGAAGUCACCACUCCGUCGGAGCCGGGUCUUCCUCUACCACCGGAUGCCUCGGAGCGAGCUAAAAGAGCCCACCGUAGAGCUCAUAUUAAAGAAAAUAAUUAAGUUAGAUAUAAGUAUGUUGAUUCUUUUUGUGGAUUUGUUGGUGGGAUGUGGAAGGUAUUAAUAUUUGUAAUGUGUCAACACUGAUCCGGAAACGGAAAUAAACGGUUAUGACUCCA